AUGCCCGAUAAUACCCCCCGUAUAAUCCUGCUUGGCGACUCGCUGACCCAAGGCGGUUUCCAACCCGACACAAAAGGCUAUGGAUGGGCCCUCCAGCGGUACUACUCAACCCGCGCCGUUGUUGUCAACAAAGGCAUCAAUGGUAUCACAACUGAAAGCAUACGCCAUCACUUCAACUCUAUUCUAACAGACAUCACCGCCCCGAAUGCUCCUCCAACAAAGCUGUUCUCCAUCUUUCUGGGCGCAAAUGAUGGCUGUUUGCAUCCAUGGGGCGUACCAUUACCAGAAUUCGCUGCGAACAUGACUGCCUUCGUUGAGAAACUGACAACCCACCCCGCGCUGACUGGUCUCAAAGUCGUGCUCAUAGCCACACCGCCGAUCAAUGUUCGCGACGCCGAUCGGGAUACAUCGCUUGGAAGUGUGGAGACUGCAAAAAAACGGGCCGGGUGGAGGAAUUAUGUGAGCAAGAAGACAUACGCCGAGAAAGUCAUGGAGAUUGCGCAGGGGUUCGAGAAUAGGGGUGUCGAAGUCGUUGGGGUGGAUCUUUGGGGGGCGUUGGUGGACGCUGCGCUGGUGGACCAAGGCAGGGGGGAUGAGGAGGGAGGAAGAGGAGAUAGGAGGGGAAAAUAUGAAGAGGAGAGACUGCCAGGUUGUGGUUUACCAGAUUCAAGGGAGUUUCCGGAUGGCUAUUUUUGUGAUGCACUGCAUUUUGAAUGGAAGGCUUAUGAGGUAUUGACGAAGGUCUUUCAGGAGACUGUGUUCGCGAAGUGGCCUGAAUUGCAAGCGGAUCGGAUAUAA
Pseudovirgaria hyperparasitica is the source of this 798-nucleotide messenger RNA. RefSeq names its product SGNH hydrolase. Bases 1 to 798 code for a protein of 265 amino acids. The record is from RefSeq and is a predicted model, not a curated record. NCBI's taxonomy places the organism in Eukaryota, Fungi, Ascomycota, Dothideomycetes, Acrospermales, Acrospermaceae. Gene Ontology annotation, biological process: lipid metabolic process. The transcript has 2 exons. Gene Ontology annotation, molecular function: lipase activity.